Messenger RNA from Capra hircus (goat), 2768 nucleotides. RefSeq names its product potassium voltage-gated channel subfamily E regulatory subunit 4 (gene KCNE4). Gene Ontology annotation, molecular function: transmembrane transporter binding; voltage-gated potassium channel activity involved in ventricular cardiac muscle cell action potential repolarization; delayed rectifier potassium channel activity. Gene Ontology annotation, cellular component: membrane. Gene Ontology annotation, biological process: regulation of ventricular cardiac muscle cell membrane repolarization; negative regulation of delayed rectifier potassium channel activity; potassium ion export across plasma membrane. The record is from RefSeq and is a predicted model, not a curated record. The transcript has 2 exons. Lineage: Eukaryota; Metazoa; Chordata; Mammalia; Artiodactyla; Bovidae.
UUCACUGUUCACUCUGCCACGACCAACCUCUGUUGUAAAUUUUCCUCCCAGAACACGUGACGAUGUAUUUCUUGACUAUAUAUCCCAAGAGCAGCAGCAGAAUUGUCAGAGCGCGGAGCCCCACACGCAGGAAGAAAAAGGCUCUCGGACUUGACCAUUUAGGACUUCAGGACUUGGGACAAAUUCGCCAGCUUUUGGUAACUUUCUCCCCAGCUCCUGGCGGUGUGAGCUGAGCUUCAAUGCUGAAGAUGGAGCCUCUGAACAGCACCGACGCUGGCACCGCAGCCCCCAGCGCCCCCCUCGAGUCCCCCGUGUCUGGCAGCGGCCACGGCAACGAAUACUUCUACGUUCUGGUGGUCAUGUCCUUCUACGGCAUUUUCUUGAUUGGGAUCACGCUGGGCUACAUGAAAUCCAAGAGGCGGGAGAAGAAAGCCAGCCUCCUGCUGCUGUACAGGGACGAGGAGCGGCUCUGGGGGGAGGCCAUGAAGCCGCUGGCCACGCUGUCCGGCCUGAGGUCGGUGCAAGCGCCCACGAUGCUGAAUGUGUUUCAGGAGAGCGUGGCUCCUGCCCUAUCCUGCACCCUCUGCUCCAUGGAGGGUGACAGCGUGAGCUCUGAGUCCUCCUCGCCCGAUGUGCACCUCACUAUCCAGGAGGAGGGGGCAGACGAUGAGCUGGGGGAGACUUCUGAGACCCCCCUCAAUGAAAGCAGCGAAGGGUCCUCGGAGAACAUCCAUCAGAAUUCCUAGCACCCCUAGGACCCUCUGGAGGUGACCCUAUGAACCAGCACCCUUAGAGCGAGGAAGGACACUUUCCGUGUCGGGUUUCACUUUUGCAGGGCAACUGCCACUUCCAAGGGACCCGCGGCAAGCCCCUGAAUGGGGGGUGGGGUGGGGUGGUGGUGGUGGUGGGGGUCAAGGCUCAGACAGGGCCAGCUGCAGCCUGGAGUCCGCCGCACGCCUGUGGUGUAGACCUGCAGCUGAAACAGCCCUGAAGACACGCGGUGUGUACCUUUCAUUGGGUCCUGGCGGGCGGGGUUCCAGGUGGAACUCGGCAGGUGGGAUGUCCUUGCGAUUGUACUCUCAGAGGAUGCCCCAGGUAACUCCUGCAGCAUCUGCCUACUCCCAGGGCUGCCGAAGGCUUAGGGCGUCCCAAGGGACUAGUUUCGGUUCGCUAAUUUGCCCAGAGCUUUGUUCUUCUAGAUCUGAUUCGCUGUAAGAGCCUUUAAUGUGAACCUGUGACAUUAGUUCACCGCAGGUUACAGAGCUUCUUUUAGGGGGUCUUUCUGGAUAGAGCAGGGGGAUAUUUGUUGGAGGGGAAGCUGGAGAUCUCUACCUGGUCUAUUUGCCUACUGUAAGGAGAAAACCAGGCGACUUUUAAACCGGUCAACAUGAGCUGAGAUGAUAAGAAUAAUCUGCUACUUGACCCUUUGUCUAACCUGUGACCUUGAACUCUGACUUGGGACCAUCCAGCAUCAUGUGCUGGUGUGACAUUUUUUUUUUUUGGAAGGGUUUCCCCAGAAUCUAACCUGCACUCCGAAUGGCUGUGCAGGGAAUAUUCCUGAUCUUUCCAGAAGGGGUGAUGGUGGGGUUGAACCAAGCCACUGUUAGCUCUGCUGCUGCUUUUUAUUCCCAGCCCAGUUUUCUGAGCUGGGAAAAGAUAUACUGUGGGCCUCCACGACAUGGCAUUCGGUCACGUAGCUGAGACUUAGAAGGGCAUACUCUGGCGAGAUUGUGCAGCGUUGGGGGUCCUCUGUUUGUGAAUCCCAAGCCCAGACUCUGAUAUGCUGUAUGGUCCUGCGCAUGUCAUCCACAGACUUACUGCCUUCCUGAGACUCCUGAUCAUCUAGAUCCCCAGGGGGCUGGGAGGAUGUCUUUAGAUUUUAAGACUCUGUGAUGAAUCCUACAUGGCCUGGUGUGAGGAAGCUGGGACAGAAUAUUUCCUCGCUGGUCAGUAGUCUGCGAAAGGAUCUGCUUACUUAAAGGAGCAGUUGGAGAUAGAGAACACGUGUAACUGGGAGAUCCAGGGCGGCUCACCCACCAUCCCCUGCUGUCACUUUCCCAGCAGUGAAUCCAAGAGGCAGAUCCCAUAUUUUACUCCGCCGAGUUGUCUGGGUGGUGGACUGUUAACACUCCGGUUCAGGGAAUGAGACAGCUAAGAGAAAAGACUCAGGAAUGCGUGCUAAUGUCUCCCUGUAUUCCUGUGGUUAGUCACUUUGCAGCAGACUCUUUGAGCUCUCGAAGACAAGGAGCAAGAGAAACACACCAAAAGGUCAAAUUUAAUUCUAGUAAAAACAUAAAACUUUUUUUUCAAACAAACACAAUCUCCCUGGACUGGAGACAGCAGUAACUACUGUUCCCAUGGAAGGGUUAACAGUGUAGGGACUGGUUUAUCAGUUCGCCUUAACAUAGUGCUAGAGGAAAUUUAUGUUUAGGGAGGAAAAAGGGCCCUCCGUUCACUUUAAAAUUCAGAGUGUGGAUUGACUCCAAAGGGGGCUGUCUAAGGUGAAAGAAGCCAAGUUGAGUUUGGCCCCUUGCCUGGAAUCACUUGAAUUCUGAAACUUUACUGCGACGGACAUGUGCGUUGUCACAUUUUCCAUUGCUUAAUCCUGAAGUUUGGUGCAAGUCUAUCUGCGCCUAUUAAAAAGUGAUGUAUAUACUUCCUUCUUAUUCUAUUAAGUUGUAUAAAAUUGUCUUCUGUAUUUAACAGUUUGUAAUUUUCACGAUAUUUUUUUUAAUUUAAAUAAAAAAAAACACAUUUUCCCUAUGGAA